ACUCCCCAAAGACCUUCUGUCCCAAACACUGCUAUAGGAUUUCACUCUCCCUGGGAUGUAGAAGAGAGCAGUAGUUGGUGGAAUCCUAGCCAACCCUAAGGAACUGGAUUAACCGUAAAACAGCGCUCCUGGGAACCUUUGAUUCAAACUGUGAUUUGAUUUGUUUUCUGAAACAUUGAAUCUUUGGUCUCAGAUUGCAGUGAUGCCUGUCUCUGGAACACCUGCUCCAAGCAACAAGAGGAAGAAUCCUUCGAAAAUCAUCACAGACUUCACAAACAUCUCACAAUAUGACCAGCAAGAUGAGAAUGCUGAAGCCAGUGAACUGGACUUGGGGACCAAAAUCAAGGCCCCUAGAGAUGUGAUGUUGGAGGAGCUGUCUCUCAUGAAGAACAAGGGCUCCAAAAUGUUCAAGAUGCGACAGAAAAGGGUGGAGAAAUUCAUCGUCAGUGACGAGAACCUGCUAAACCUCCAGAACUUGGUUCCCUCUCUGGAAUGUGAGAUGACCGCUCCACCUGAACCAUCUCCCAAACCAGAGCCACCUCAAGAGGAAGUAAAUGCUGAGGCAGAGAAGGAAAAGAGACGCGUAUCACCAUGGGAACAUGCUAUGAAAGAUGAUGAGGAACUUAAAGAAACCAUGAGGUGGAAAAUGCCAGGGCCUCAAGUUCACAAGGAACUUCCCAAGUACAAGAGUUUUAAUAGAAUGGCUCUGCCCUUUGGAGGAUUUGACAAGGCCUCUCGUCUUGUCACCUUUGAAGCCCCUGAAAUCAAGGCGACCGACGAGGAGCCGCAGCCAGUGCCUGAGUUUAACCUUUGCUGUCGGCCUUCUUUCAACCGCACUCCGAUCGGCUGGACAUGCAAUGAGGAGCACAGCCACAUCCACAUGGAGCUGGACAACAUCCCCUUUGAUGGAGAGACUGACGACCUCUAAGAAACCUGCCCAUCUUAUGUGAACACAGAGGUGUAUAUACACAGCAACAUACAGUACAUGCUUUAACGUAAAGGCCAAAUACAGAUGCGUACAGAGAUACACAGACCAGCAAACAGGGACCUUUUGCACUCACAUCCAAAAACAACAACUGAUUCGUAUUUGCAUGAGAAAGGAAUGAUCUUUGCCUUUCCUCCCAUUGUUUUGUGUGCUGUUUACAAUGGAAACACAUCAUUGCAUGUUGUGAUUUGCUGGUUCAUAUAGUUGGCAGACACAUUAUGCAUUGCAAUGAUCUAUGAUAGACAUAUAAAGUACCUAAAAUGAUCUAGCAUUAAAAUAAACUUUUGUCCCUAAACAGAA
Messenger RNA from Rhinichthys klamathensis goyatoka, 1285 nucleotides. It is a transcript of the gene myoz1b, whose product is annotated as myozenin 1b. Gene Ontology annotation, molecular function: telethonin binding; FATZ binding; actin binding. Gene Ontology annotation, cellular component: actin cytoskeleton; Z disc. The coding region runs from base 203 to 928 and encodes 241 amino acids. The transcript is spliced from 6 exons. NCBI's taxonomy places the organism in Eukaryota, Metazoa, Chordata, Actinopteri, Cypriniformes, Leuciscidae. The record is from RefSeq and is a predicted model, not a curated record.